CUACGUAAAUCGUACGGCACCACAUCAGCUGAUGCUAUAUCAACGCUACACACGAAUUUCCCCGGCCACUUCAUCACCCAGCGCCCACAUUGUGAGCAGCUCCUUCACCUUGCCUGUGCUAUCAUAAUUACUAGCCCAAGGUGUUCUCUCCCGUAAGAUCUACAUCUUCUCCGUCUUGGGAAAUUGAUUUGUUUUCUUCGUCGCGAAGGAUCUCUUCUCGUUUCGUUUGAUAAUGGCUCAGUGGGGUUAUACUGGAGAUAAAGGACCAUCGCACUGGUGUGAGAAGUUUCCCGCUGCCAAAGGCAACCGCCAGUCUCCCAUCGACAUCGUGACGAAAGACGCCAAGAUAGACGCGUCUCUAGGCCCACUGAACAUCGACUACACGUCGGCUGAAUGUACAGAGCUCUUCAACAACGGAUUCACGUUCCAAGUGAAUGUUGCCUCCAGCGGCACCAAUUUAAGCGGAGGACCGCUUUCCAACAACCAUAAGCUUGCCCAAUUCCAUUGCCAUUGGGGCAGCAAGGACGGCCUGGGAUCUGAACACACCGUGGAUGGCAAACCAUACGAUGCAGAGCUCCAUCUGGUCCAUUGGAACACUGAUCUCUUCCAAGCCGUGGGAGACGCCCUGUCACAUGACAAGGGCCUAGCCGUUCUGACGGCAUUCAUCAAGGUCGGCAAGGAGAAUCCUGCCUGGGGACAACUGGUGGCGCUCUUGAGCAAAGUCAAGUGUAAAGAUGAUAAAUGCGCAGUGGAAAAGGGAUUUGAUCCGUCUGUUUUACUUCCUGAGAAUAAGAAAGAUUACUGGACCUACGAAGGAUCCUUGACGACACCGCCGUGCUACGAGAGUGCACGGUUCAUCAUUUAUCGGGAACCCGUCGAGAUAUCUGCACAACAGAUCAAGACACUGCGAGAUCUGCGGUCUCACAAGCAAGGAUGCUGUGCCGAUACCGGCUGCCCGGAACAUCUUGGUGACAACUACCGUCCGACUAUGCCGCUCAAUGGCCGCGUAGUCACAGCAUCCUUCCAAGCAUAAUGUUCUCGAUAGCAAACACAGUAAUAUGAAGUGACAUAUCGAUUCAUGCAUAAGAAAAACAGGAGCAUGCAAAUGUGUAAGUUUAAAGGCAUAUAGGAUCAUUUGCUUUGUUUGUUUGUUUCCUAUUAAUUACACCAAUCAAAAUCCAAAGACGAAAGUUCAAAACCUAACCAGCUGAAGUUUCAGCUCAGUGGAUAUUACACUUUUCGAGAAAACAGUGAAAAACCAUGCACAACCUUUUGAUCACGAAACAUCAUAUUUCGUCAUUAGCGCCCCCUAUUUCCAACAUUCAGUCAAUUGACUGAUUGUUGGAAAUCACCUACAUGUACAUGUCUAUAUUUAUUCUAAAUGACAGCAAGCCGGACAGAAUAAUUUCACGGGGUGUUCAUGUUGUACCAGUACGAGCCUCAAUAUGAGGACACUUUUGUGAAA
Messenger RNA from Patiria miniata (bat star), 1465 nucleotides. RefSeq names its product carbonic anhydrase 1-like. Gene Ontology annotation, cellular component: cytoplasm. Bases 233 to 1033 code for a protein of 266 amino acids. NCBI's taxonomy places the organism in Eukaryota, Metazoa, Echinodermata, Asteroidea, Valvatida, Asterinidae. The transcript has 7 exons. Gene Ontology annotation, molecular function: carbonate dehydratase activity; zinc ion binding. The record is from RefSeq and is a predicted model, not a curated record.